UGCUCAAGGAAAGGGGAAUCACCUCAGCAGUGAAGUUUAGGGAGACUCAGUAAAACCAGAAUCACACUGAACUGCUCUGUCAGGGCCAUGGCAGCGGGUACAUUAGAAGGGGACGCACACAUGGAGGAGCUGGUGGAUCACGGUCUAGGGAUGGAGGAGACAGCCCACGGCCUGCUGAGGAGACCCUCGCUGAAGGAGAGCUACAACAGUGACUGCCUGUUGGCACCAGACACUGACUUCAUGACAGACGAUCGCAGCUCAGCAGCCAGCGGCCUGGAUGUGGCCGACCGUCUCACCUACUUGGAGCAGAGGAUGCAGAUGCAGGAAGAUGAAAUCCAGUUGUUGAAGAUGGCGCUGGCUGAUGUACUCAAGAGACUUAACAUCUCUGAGGAGCACCAGGCAGCUGCAGCUACUGCUGCAGGCAGGAGGGCACCGGGUGCAAAAGCCAGACCUGUGUCUCUAGCGUUGCCCUCGAGACCACCCAUGCUCACCUCUAGCAAUGUUUUUCUGAAAAAGAGCUCUACACUGCCCUCUAGCACCACAGCCAGGAACUACAGCCCAACUCCAUCCCGAAGUGGUGUGAGAAGCCCACCAGGAAGUGUGAAGGACAUUCCGUGUAAGACCAGUAAAACGCGGCCCACUUCUGCAGCCUCAACCUGUAAGAAAAUUCCAGAAAGCAAGCCCAAAGAGGCCGCAGUAAGCGCUGGGGCACGACGUGUGACACACUGCAAAGUGACUAUGCAGAUCUAUCUGAGCCCCCUCGCAAGAAAGACUGGGUCUUCUGAGGCUGCCAAGUCUGCAUCUGUGGUGCCUGCUGACAGCGGGCCUGUGGCUGCGCCCGGACACCCUCAAGUGAAGAGGGGCAGUAAACCAGAAAUGAAGAAAUCAACCCCAUCCUUCACCUUAAACCUCCAGAAAACAACAACCAGCCAGAAUGUGCCGCAGGACACAUCCAGCUACAAAAGCCCCAUGAAAUCGCCCAGCCAUUACUUUCAGAUUUGUUACUGAGGGAGAAAGUCAGUCCUUCUUAUUUAAAUUAAGCAUUUAUUUUCAGCACCCACAUUACUGAAAGCCUCACUGAAUCAUUUAAAAACUGAAAGUAUCCUCUAUUUCUUCCCUCUUCUCUUUUGCAACAUUUACUUUAACAUGUUUGACUAAUUCAUUCAAAUAUUGUGUUUUAUGUUAAUUCAUUUUGGGAAUAGUAAAGCUUUAAUGAACUGUUAGUUUUUCAUAUGGCGGCAGAUUAGUUGUAGCUCAAUUUCUCACACACUGAAGCUUGCAUAUAGUUUCCCUGAAUGCCUGUGUUCUCUGUUAAUGCUCUGCAUGAGAAGCUGACAGUCUGCCUGUCUGUCAGCAUCCAGUGUGUGAUGUAAGGGAGAAACUGUUUGAUGUGAAUGAAUCUGCUUCCACAUCUGUUUGCUGUGAUGUUGUGUUUUUGAUGUUCCCUCUUAGAUUCCACCUCACCAAAAGAAAAGAAAAAAAAAAUCAGGGAAAACAAUAAAAAAAAAAAA
Melanotaenia boesemani (Boeseman's rainbowfish) is the source of this 1511-nucleotide messenger RNA. RefSeq names its product echinoderm microtubule-associated protein-like 1. NCBI's taxonomy places the organism in Eukaryota, Metazoa, Chordata, Actinopteri, Atheriniformes, Melanotaeniidae. The transcript is spliced from 7 exons. The record is from RefSeq and is a predicted model, not a curated record. Bases 88 to 1008 code for a protein of 306 amino acids.